Messenger RNA from Seriola aureovittata, 1347 nucleotides. RefSeq names its product vasorin. The transcript has a single exon. The coding region runs from base 1 to 1347 and encodes 448 amino acids. NCBI's taxonomy places the organism in Eukaryota, Metazoa, Chordata, Actinopteri, Carangiformes, Carangidae. Gene Ontology annotation, biological process: neuron projection regeneration. The record is from RefSeq and is a predicted model, not a curated record. Gene Ontology annotation, molecular function: protein binding.
AUGUCUCCCUGUCCUCCUGGCUGCUGCUGUCCUCACCCAGGACUUCUGGUUCUGUGCGAGUCUCUGGAUCUCAGGUCACUUCCUCGCUCUGUCCCUCUCCGCACCUCGGCUCUAUCUGUGGCCAGAAACCGGCUGUGUAACGUGGACCACCUGCUCCGGCCCUUCUCCAGCCUCCAGGAGCUCAGUCUCAGUCAUAACAUGCUGGCCCGCUUCCCCCGUGGCCUGCCUCCCAGCCUGGAGUCCCUGCAUCUGCAAGAGAACCGUAUCACUUACAUCACCGCAGGUGCCCUGAGGCAGCUGGGAAACCUCACUCGUCUGGAUCUGGAGGACAAUCGCAUCCGUGCCAUCCAGCCCGGGGCACUUCAGGGUCUUAACAAGCUGCAGGUCUUGACACUGAAAGGGAACAAGCUUUCAAGCCUCCCUCAGAAUCUCCCUCCAUCACUCACCCAUUUAGACCUCUCAGCUAACUGCAUCUCUGCCCUGGACCUGCCCUCGCUGUCCGCCCUGGUCAACCUGCAGGUCCUGAGGAUCAACAGCAACUGCCUGCGCUCAGUCCCGGACAGCGCCUUCGACAGCCUGCCGCGUCUCAGAUCUGUGGACCUCACCGACAACAUGUGGGUAUGUGAGUGCGACAUUCUGUACCUUUACCGCUGGCUGCUGAGUGGUAGGCUAAAGAUGGCCACAGACUUGGUGUGCACCGAGCCUGACCACCUCGCUCACCGUCUGCUUCUGAACCUCUCCGUCAUGGCUAUCUGUCCUCGUGUCCUGAAGCCAAAUGAGAGGACGCGCCAUCUGAACCUUAACUCUGCACUGGAGAGAAAGCUGGAAAUGCUGACAGUGGAGCCGACAGCACAAACCUCAUUUGAAAACAAGAUGAAUGUGGGAGACUUGUCAGAGCAAAUAUCAAAAGAAACUGUUGCACUCUUUUCCAAAGAUGUUCCUGAGACUCGUGUAUUACUGGAACACUACACUUUAGAGACCCUCACCUAUGAGGAGUGUUUAUUCCUAAAUAAAACACAAUCUGUGAGCCCAUCCCAUUUAAAAACUACUAGUUCUCUUCCUGACGAGGAACAGAAAUGCAGAGAUAACGUCACAGGUCAGCACCCUCAGAGUAAUGCGACCUCUGCUGAGGGGACACGGUCUUUGCUUUCUACAAACAGAGAUGCAGCCUGGCCCACUCCCGUCCCACAACCGUUCACACAACAAGACUCUGCAGUGGUCAUCUCUCUACUUGCUGUGUUAUGUGUAUUAGUAGCUCUACUAAUGUUGGCAGUGGUGCUGGUAUUAAAACAGGUACUUCUGCGCCAACAGAGGGUGGCUCCGCUUGAUGCAGGAUCUGGUGGAUGA